AUUAAGAGAGAGAGAGAGAAAGCAAAUAAAUAGAGAUAGGAGAGAUCAGAAACAGCAAAUAAAUAGAGAGAGAUGCGUUUGAUUGCGUUUACAACUCCCCUGUUUCUUUCACUUCUGUCAUUCACGCUUCUCCCGCAUAGAGCAAAAGCAGCUGAACAAUGCUUGGGCUCAAAUUACACGGCAGGAAGCAGGUAUGAGGAGAAUCUGAAAAGCCUCCUUCAAUCCCUCAAAGCCAAUGCCCCCAUCUCGAGGGGUUUCAACUCCACCACCUCGGGCACGAGCCCUGACCAAGCCUAUGGCCUUGCCCAGUGCAGGGGUGACACCACCACUGCCGAAUGCGAAGAUUGCAUGAACAGGACCACAACCGACGCCCUGCAAGUAUGUCCCAACAGGAAAGAGGCGAUCUUUUGGGACGAUCAGUGCAUCCUUCGCUACUCUGAUUCCAAUUUCAUCGGAUCAAUAAACACGAAUCGAUUUUACCUUUGGAAUGUAAACAAUGCCUCUGAUCCAGACUCCUUCAACCGGGAACUUGGUGGUCUGAUGAGGAACCUGACAUCGAGAGCUGUCUCUGACCCGCUACUCCUCUAUGCAUCCGGGAAGACUGUGUACGAUAAUUUUGUAACGAUUUACGGGCUGUUGCAGUGCACGAGGGAUCUCGAUGCUGCACUGUGUCGGAACUGCCUUGACAACGCCAUUGCGGACAUCCCCAAAUGCUGCAAUGGUCAUGUUGGAGGUCAAGUUUUGAGCGGGAGUUGUAUACUGCGGUAUGAAACAUAUUCAUUCUUCACACCCUCCCCUCCACCGCCACCACAGCCAAUGCCAAACUCGCCGCCGCCACCGGCUACGCCAAACUCUCUGCAGCCACCACCACAUGAAAAUUCCACCUCUCCAGAUGAAAAGAAAAAAUCAUCCACAUCAAGCAUUAUCGUCAUCGCGACAGUUAUUCCAAGUGCAGUUCUUUUACUAGCCAUAUGUCUGUUUUGUAUAUAUAGAAGAAAGACUGCACAAAAAGGAAGGAAUGAUCAAAGCCAUGUAUCACUUAAUCAGAACGAGAGAUCAAAUACUGGGGACAGAAGAGAACAAAUCGGACAUGGUGGUGUGGGAGGAGAUGAAAAUACGUCAUUGCUCUUUAAUUUAGAUACCAUUGUAGCAUGCACUGACAAUUUUUCUGAUGCAAAUAAGUUGGGAGAAGGGGGGUAUGGUCCUGUAUACAAGGGCAAGUUGCAAGAUGGGAAAAUGGUUGCAGUGAAACGACUUUCAAAGAGUUCAGGACAGGGCUUAGAGGAGUUCAAGAAUGAAGUCAUCUUGAUUGCCAAACUCCAACAUAGGAAUCUUGUGAGGCUCCUGGGAUUUUGUUUCGAAAGACAGGAAAAACUUCUGGUUUAUGAAUACAUGCCCAAAAAGAGCCUUGACACCAUCUUAUUUGAUCCAGAAAAGCGCCCACAACUAGAUUGGAUGAAGCGCUUCAACAUCAUUGUGGGUAUUGCCAAGGGGCUUCUUUAUCUCCAUGAAGACUCUCGACUAAGAAUUAUUCAUCGCGAUCUCAAGGCUGCCAAUAUUUUGCUGGAUAGUGAUUUCAAUUCUAAAAUUUCAGACUUUGGAAUAGCAAGACUUUUUGGAGGGGAUGAAACUCAAGCCAACACCAUCAAUAUUGUUGGAACAUAGUAAGUAAUUCAUUCCUUUGUAAUCUUAGUAUUCAGGCAAAUGGGUUCCCGAUUAUCUCAAUCUCAGCUCUCUCUC
This is a messenger RNA of Amborella trichopoda, 1740 nucleotides long. The record is from RefSeq and is a predicted model, not a curated record. NCBI's taxonomy places the organism in Eukaryota, Viridiplantae, Streptophyta, Magnoliopsida, Amborellales, Amborellaceae.